Messenger RNA from Ahaetulla prasina, 438 nucleotides. RefSeq names its product profilin-2-like. The transcript has a single exon. The record is from RefSeq and is a predicted model, not a curated record. NCBI's taxonomy places the organism in Eukaryota, Metazoa, Chordata, Lepidosauria, Squamata, Colubridae. Gene Ontology annotation, molecular function: actin binding. Gene Ontology annotation, biological process: positive regulation of actin filament bundle assembly; regulation of actin filament polymerization; actin cytoskeleton organization. Gene Ontology annotation, cellular component: cytoplasm. The coding region runs from base 1 to 438 and encodes 145 amino acids.
AUGACUUCUUGGCAAGGGUGUAUCAACAAUUUCAUGAGAGAUGGGCUGUGCUGUGAUGCUGCGGUUAUCUCCGUAGCACAGCAGCAGGUCUUACGUGCCCACCAAGGUGGCAUCCUGGCCAGAAUGACCAAACCAGAAAUCCAAGCGCUCCUUGGCAGGAACAGAAACACACUCCUCACUCAGGGUUUGACUCUGGGUGGCCACAAAUGCCUGGUCAUACGUGACAAUUUGUAUACCGAUGCCCAACAGCAUACAAUGGACCUCCGGACCAAGGUCUACCACGAGGACAAGAAAGACAACUGCACCCAUGCCAUCGCUGUAGUCCUGGUUAAUCCAAUUUGCCUAAUCCUCAUUGGCAUGCAGGGAAUUCAGGGCGGGACCCUGAAUCUGAAAGCUUUCCAGACAGCAAAGUACAUCGAGGAGCAUUUACGCCAAUAA